Colletotrichum karsti is the source of this 1698-nucleotide messenger RNA. RefSeq names its product vacuolar protein sorting-associated protein 45. Gene Ontology annotation, biological process: intracellular protein transport; vesicle-mediated transport. The record is from RefSeq and is a predicted model, not a curated record. NCBI's taxonomy places the organism in Eukaryota, Fungi, Ascomycota, Sordariomycetes, Glomerellales, Glomerellaceae. Gene Ontology annotation, cellular component: Golgi membrane. Bases 1 to 1698 code for a protein of 565 amino acids. The transcript is spliced from 3 exons.
AUGGACGUGGCUCAGGCGGUGGCCGGUUAUGUAUCUCGCAUGAUCUCUUCCGGCGACUCUCUGUCGUCGGGACAGUCGGCUAAGAUGAAGGUUCUGCUACUGGACCGGGAAACAGUCCCAAUCGUGUCCACCGCCAUCACACAGUCCGCUCUUCUCAACCACGAAGUCUAUCUCAUCGACCGCAUCGAUAAUGCCAACAGAGAAAAGAUGCGUCAUCUCCGAUGCUUAUGUCUUCUACGGCCGUCACCAGACUCAAUUCAAUUGCUCAUCGAUGAACUACGGGAGCCCAAGUACGGCGAGUAUCAUUUGUACUUCACCAACGUCGUGAAGAAGUCCUCUCUCGAGAGAUUGGCCGAGGCAGACGACCACGAGGUAGUCAAGGUGGUUCAAGAGCACUUUGCCGAUUUCAUCGUCGUUAAUCCAGACCUCUUCUCGCUUGGGCUCAGCCUGCCUCACCAACGCGUUUGGGGCGGUGGUCCAGACACUUGGAACCCCGACGCUCUUCAGAGAAGUGCGGACGGGCUAGUCGCUGUGCUUUUGGCACUGAAGAAGAAGCCUCUGAUCAGAUACGCCAGAAACAGCCCCCUCACUAGGAAGCUGGCGACAGAAGUGCGAUAUCGCAUUACCCAGGAAGAGCAGCUGUUUGACUUCAGAAAGGUGGACACACCUCCCAUCCUGCUGAUUCUUGACCGUCGCGAGGAUCCGGUGACGCCGCUGCUCACCCAGUGGACAUAUCAAGCCAUGGUACAUCAUCUUCUCGGCAUCAACAACGGCAGAGUUGAUCUCAGCGACGUUCCCGAUAUCCGACCUGAGCUCAAGGAGAUUGUCUUAUCGCAAGACCAAGAUCCUUUCUUCAAGAAGAACAUGUAUCUCAACUUUGGCGACCUAGGCGGAAACAUCAAAGAUUAUGUGGAACAGUAUCAGUCCAAAACUCAGAAUAACGCAAACAUCGAGUCCAUCACGGAUAUGAAGCGCUUCAUCGAGGAAUACCCGGAGUUUCGCAAGCUCUCUGGAAACGUCAGUAAGCACGUCACCUUGGUCUCGGAGCUGAGCAGGCGAGUCGGCGCAGAAAAUCUUCUCGAAGUCAGUGAGCUUGAACAAAGUUUGGCAUGCCAAGACAACCACGCAGCCGACGUCAAGAACAUUCAAAAACUCAUACAGUCUCCCAGCGUGACGACCGACAGCAAAGUGGCCCUCGUCGCCUUGUAUGCUUUGCGUUACGAGCGCAACCCUUCUAACUCUCUUCCCACGCUUAUCGACCUCCUGGUGGCUGCCGGCGGCGUUUCUUCUCAAGCCCAAACAGGCAUUACAGACAUCUUCGAAUCCGCAGGAAUCUUCGGAGCCGCCGGCAACCGCUUCAAGGGGCUCAAAGGCGUGGAAAAUGUCUACACCCAGCACAGUCCUCUGCUGGAGAGCACUCUGCAAAAUCUGAUUCGGGGUCGACUUAAGGAACAGCAAUACCCUUUUGUAGAGAACGGCGGGACUACUCGGGACAAACCGCAAGACAUAGUUGUUUUUAUGGUCGGAGGUGCCACGUAUGAGGAGGCGAAGAUGAUCGCGACGAUCAAUGCCAGCACACCCGGUGUUCGUUUGGUUCUCGGCGGCACAACCAUCCAUAACGCAGCAACAUAUCUCGAGGAGGUUGAAGAUGUUGUCUCAUCAUGGCCUGAUGCCCCGAAGCCGGCCGCCAGGCGAUAG